Hypanus sabinus (Atlantic stingray) is the source of this 2486-nucleotide messenger RNA. RefSeq names its product cell surface A33 antigen-like. Gene Ontology annotation, cellular component: plasma membrane. Lineage: Eukaryota; Metazoa; Chordata; Chondrichthyes; Myliobatiformes; Dasyatidae. The record is from RefSeq and is a predicted model, not a curated record. The coding region runs from base 137 to 1150 and encodes 337 amino acids. The transcript has 7 exons.
CUUCCGGGGAAAACGACCUGGAGCGGAGCCCUACACCGGCGCAAGGUUAUCUGACAAACGGCGCAGGUUCACGUUCGCCUUUGGAAAAGUCGCUUUUUAAACAAAUCUCUUUGGAUCCCAACGAGUCGAUUGAAGAAUGCUAAUUGCAGUUAUCCUAUCGUUGGUGUCUGUGUUGCCAACUUUGAAUGCAAUGACAGUUAGUGUUUCGCAGACUCAAAUAGAAAUUGCUCAAGGUGAUGAUUUAAAUUUAGGAUGCAAGUAUACAAGCAUAACAACAAGGAGAGACAAUCUUAACAUUGAAUGGAUUCGACUUGAAGAAGAACCAAACGAGGAAUUGAUUGAUGUGGUCCAAUACUUCUCCGGUGGAGUGUACAGCAUUGGAAAGCUGUAUACGGGCAGAACAAAUUUUACAGGAAAUGUUGAGACAGAUGAUUGUUCAAUCAUUAUCAAGAAUGUCCAAGUGGCUGACAGUGGCACCUAUGUGACUGAAGUUAAAACACCUCAUGACUUGCAAGGCGUGCGGAAACGGAAUAUAGAUGUGAUUGUUUUGGUACCACCAUCGCCACCAGUUUGUUCAAUAGACGGAACAGCUGAAUAUGGACAAACUGUUAAAUUGACCUGUCACUCCAAGGAAGGAUCACCAAAACCAGUUUACUCUUGGAAGAGCUACAGUCCACAGAAUCAGUUAAGGCAGUUGCCUCAAACAACCGUCCAGGAAACAGAUGGCUUAGUUCUAAAAAAUAUUUCAGCCACAUCAUCAGGUUUCUUCAUUUGUACUUCAAAAAAUAAAAUCAGAGAAGCAACCUGCAAUAUAACCUUAGCAGUAAUGCCACCAUCAAUGAAGAUUGGACUUUAUGGUGGAAUUAUUGGGGGUGCAGUUGCUGGCCUGAUUAUCCUUGGUAUUAUUGUUUAUUGUUGUUGUUGCCGUAAUGAAGACAAAAUGCCUGAAGAUUAUGAAAUGGACGAUCCACAGCAUGAUGAGGAAGAGGAGCUAUCAGAGCGAGAUUCCAAAAGAAAUGAUUAUCGAGGAGCUUACCAUGAUGAUGACCGGAAUGAACGCGAGGACAGGAGUUCUCCACAUUCUUCUACAAGAGCUCCAUUGGCACCUCCCAACAAACCGAAAUAUGUGCCAGAGAAUUACGAAGUGUAGAUACAGAGGCUAUUCUUCAGUUAUCUUUAGUUCAAUGGGUGAAAUUAUAGGGGCUUGAAAUUACAAAUUGAAUUAUGAGAUUGUAUCAUUUUAAUAAUAAGUGUAUUACAUUUAUAUAGAUGAAAAUAUUUUUUAAAGUGCCUUUUGUACAGGAUUUUCUGUCAGCUUCUAAGUAUUGCUUCAGAGUAUGACAUGUUCUUGAACAUGCUGGCUCCAAGUUCCAUUUUUAUUAUGACGCAUAGGUAUUUCAUUUAAAAUUAAGUACUUUCCUUUUUAAGAAUAUACAGAUGUGAUCUGAUGAAUAUUUUUACCCAUGAUGUAAAAGUAGCAUGUAACAGGAAAAACUGUAUCAAAGACAUUUUGCCUUUUAAGUUUCAUUGUAAUAGAAAUUGUUUCUCUGUAUGAGUUUGUAAAGCACAGCAAGGAAAUGCUUUAAAAGUAGAGCAGCAAAUGGUUCAAUAAAUGUAGAGAACCUUAGCACAUGGGUGAAAAAUCUCAAGCCACAAAUUCAAAUUAACCAAAGAAAUCAAGGCUAGCAUGAAGGUAAAGGACUUUUAAGCAGACCUAGAAACAGAUUCACCAAUUGUGUCAAAAGAGGUCUCGAUAAAUACUUCAAUGAAAAAGAAAUGUGAAGGGAAAUAUGGAAGAGAAUAUGGCUAAAAGAAUCAUUCUGAAAUUGAUGAUGAAUAUUCUCCCUGCAGUACUAACAAAGUAAAUGUUAAGAUAAAAUGUGUGUUAAUUUGUUUUCUUAACUAGUGGUAUUAUUGAUUUGGAUUAUUCCUUCAUUAAAAUAAUCCUUUUAAUUACCAGACAAACUGUAAUGGCCACAUAAUACUAUACAGAUCAUUAUAAAUAUCAAUUUUGUUAUAACUUAGGUAAUUGUCAAUUACUUUUAAUAAAUUUUAGCACGGUAGAGGAGAAGAGCACAAAACCUUAGAGAGUUACAAGUCUUGGAGCUGUACUGUUGAAAUGGCUUGACUAUGCUCAAAGUAUUACAUUUCAUGAAUGCGACUAAUUUCAUUGGAAUGACUAGGUUAGACUUCAGUCAUAAGGUUAUACAUGGUUAUAAGGAGUGUUGUAUGAAGCUGAAAAGAAAAGUUGUUAUCUCAACUAUGAAAUAAUUUAGGAUUUAUUUUGACUGAAGUGCUAUUUCUAUUAGUUUGUGCUCUGUCUACAUUAGUGCCUUCUAAAAAACAUAAUUAGUUUGACUUACUUACCAGCACUGAAAUAAUAAUUUGAUAUUCUGUAACAGUAAGCAAGAAACUUUUAUAUUGACAAUACAAUGUAAUUUUUAAAAUGGUUUUUCUAUCAUAUAUUAAAAAAGUUGUGGGUGAAA